Messenger RNA from Mollisia scopiformis, 543 nucleotides. RefSeq lists its product as uncharacterized. Bases 244 to 477 code for a protein of 77 amino acids. Lineage: Eukaryota; Fungi; Ascomycota; Leotiomycetes; Helotiales; Mollisiaceae. The record is from RefSeq and is a predicted model, not a curated record. The transcript is spliced from 2 exons.
UGGGCGGUUCUGCGACUGCGACUGACAUCGUGGGAGUAGAUUGCAAAUUGAGGGGCCGGUAAGAUGUAUCUAGCUCGGCUACCAGUUGGCUCUGAUUCGGUGGCCGAACCCCUUAUCGUACUUUCAUUGCUUAUUUCGAUGCGAACCGAAGCCGGCAAAAGUGGCACGAAACGAGGCACGAAGGGUUCAAUCUGAUGAUUAUUCGGCGGGUUUUGAGGGGAUGUGAGAUCGAUAGAUUGCAAAAUGUUCGCAUCUGGCGGUCUGUAUGUCAGAUCUUACCCGGUCAGCGUCCUCAGCGUGCUCAGCUAUUCUGCAGUACAGGUUGUUGAUGCCGCGCAUUCUUUUCAACGAGGCUGCUGCUGGUCCAGCAAGCAGAUCCCGCUGUGCUUAUUGCGGUCAAGCCUGGAUUUAGGUUGUCCGUCGGUCUUGUUGAGCUCAAUCGUUGGUCUCGCUUGGGCAUUCAAUGCCUCGGGGUGAAGAAAAUUGAUGGGGAAGCCCGACGAGAGCUAGGACACACGUGCUCGAGACAUCGCAUCAAGAGGA